Culex quinquefasciatus (southern house mosquito) is the source of this 532-nucleotide messenger RNA. RefSeq lists its product as uncharacterized. The record is from RefSeq and is a predicted model, not a curated record. The transcript has 2 exons. NCBI's taxonomy places the organism in Eukaryota, Metazoa, Arthropoda, Insecta, Diptera, Culicidae. The coding region runs from base 18 to 506 and encodes 162 amino acids.
UCGGUGAAUGGUUCGAAAUGAAGAAAGUAAAUCCAGUUUUUGCUGUAGCUUUUUUGGUAGUUCUGAUAACGACAGGCUCAACCGUCGCACUCCACUGCCAGCACUGUCUGUUCGAGGGCUGUGAUGGCGCCGCCGCCGCCAGCCAGGAGGAGCAAAUCGAGUGCAACGUGCACACCGUCAACCGGCUGUACCACCAUCUGGCAGCACUGGCCAACCUCGAGGGACUACUUUCGGCACCGGGUCCGCAGGACUUUGCGUGCUUCCAGGUGGUGAUUUCGGACGGGGCCAAGAACGGAACCGUCAAGAGUUGCGCCUUUGCCGAGUCGGACAUUUGCAGCGCGUGGAAGCCGGCCAUCCGCGUCGAGUCGUGCCAGGUUUGGAAUGGUUCGACGCAGACCACUGCUCAUAGCUUGGCCGGGUUGCCAGCUGGUGGGGCGGUGGGACGACUUUAUUGGAUUGUCGCACUGCCGUUGAUUGCCCUCAAAAUUGGAUCAAUAAAGCUGUGAAACUUUGCGACCUGCCGCCGACGAAA